This is a messenger RNA of Orussus abietinus, 4978 nucleotides long. RefSeq names its product moesin/ezrin/radixin homolog 1 (gene Moe). Lineage: Eukaryota; Metazoa; Arthropoda; Insecta; Hymenoptera; Orussidae. Gene Ontology annotation, cellular component: filopodium; apical part of cell; adherens junction. The coding region runs from base 217 to 1938 and encodes 573 amino acids. The record is from RefSeq and is a predicted model, not a curated record. The transcript is spliced from 10 exons. Gene Ontology annotation, molecular function: cell adhesion molecule binding; actin binding. Gene Ontology annotation, biological process: regulation of organelle assembly; regulation of cell shape; positive regulation of early endosome to late endosome transport.
UAUUAUUAGUGAGGUGUCAGUGUUUGCUCAACGUGACGGGAUUUUUGGGUGUGGAUCGCGCGAUUCCCGGUCACAACCUGUCCCCCGGGAACGGUGAGAGUGUAGUGCUGCCGGGCUCCCGUUAAUGCGCGGCUUACGUGCGGAAGGAUCCUCCUCGUAGCCGGACCAGAGCUGACUGUUUAACCGACCAGGACCAGAGCAGACGCAGCCGCCAAGAUGCCGAAGUCGAUGAACGUGAGGGUGACGACGAUGGACGCGGAGCUGGAGUUCGCGAUCCAGCACACCACCACCGGGAAGCAGCUCUUCGACCAGGUCGUCAAGACCAUCGGGCUCAGGGAGGUCUGGUUCUUCGGGCUGCAGUACACCGACAACAAGGGCGACCUUACCUGGAUCAAGUUAUACAAGAAGGUGAUGAACCAGGAUGUGAAGAAGGAGAACCCCCUGCAGUUCAAAUUUCGUGCCAAAUUCUACCCGGAGGACGUGGCCGAGGAGCUCAUCCAGGAGAUCACCCUUCGUCUCUUCUACCUUCAGGUGAAAAAUUCCAUUCUUACCGACGAAAUCUACUGUCCACCCGAGACCUCCGUUCUUCUGGCCUCGUAUGCGGUCCAGGCUCGCCAUGGUGACUUCCAGAAGGGAACCCAUACCGCAGGGUUCCUGGCGAACGACCGUCUGUUGCCCCAGCGUGUCAUGGACCAGCACAAGAUGAGCAAGGAGGAAUGGGAGACCCCCAUCACCAAGUGGUGGCAGGAACAUCGCAGCAUGAUGCGCGAGGAUGCCAUGAUGGAGUACUUGAAGAUCGCCCAGGACCUUGAGAUGUACGGCGUUAACUACUUCGAGAUCCGCAACAAGAAGGGCACGGAUUUGUGGCUGGGCGUCGACGCCCUCGGUCUGAACAUCUACGAGAAGGACGACAAGCUGACGCCGAAGAUCGGCUUCCCGUGGUCCGAGAUACGGAACAUCUCGUUCAACGAGAAGAAGUUCAUCAUCAAGCCUAUCGACAAGAAGGCGCCGGACUUCGUCUUCUUCGUCUCCAGGGUCAAGAUCAACAAGAGGAUCCUGGCACUCUGCAUGGGCAACCACGAGCUCUACAUGCGCAGACGUAAACCCGACACCAUCGAUGUUCAGCAGAUGAAGGCUCAAGCUCGAGAGGAGAAGAUCGCGAAGCAGCAGCAACGGGAGAAGCUGCAGCUGGAGAUCGCCGCGAGGGAACGGGCCGAGAAGAAGCAGCAGGAAUACGAGGAGAGGAUCAGAGACAUGGCCGAACAGAUGGCCAGGCGGCAAGCCGAAUUGACCGAGGCGCAGGAAAUGAUCCGAAGAUUGGAGGAGCAGUUGAAGCAGCUCCAGGCAGCGAAGGAGGAAUUGGAGAAUCGCCAGAAGGAAUUGACGGUGAUGAUGGAGAAAUUGGAGCGAUCCCACGAGAUGGAGGCUGUCGAGCGAGCCAAACUCGAGCAGGAGAUUAGGGACAAGCAGGACGAGGUGCAGCGCAUCCAGUCCGAGGUCGAAGUCAAGGAUGCGGAGGCCAGAAGAUUGCAAGAGGAGGUCGAGGCCGUCAGAAUGAGACAGUGGGAGGCCGACCGGGCGCUGCAGGCGAACACGACUCCGCAUCACCAUCACGUGGAGGAAGCCGAAGAGGAGGGCGAGGAGGAGGGCGAGGACGAGACGCCGCACGGCGACGUCACCAAGGAACUCGCCACCGACGAGUCCAUCAUCGACCCGGUGGAGGAACGACGUACUCUCACCGAAAGGAACGAACGUCUUCAUGAUCAAUUGAAGGCAUUGAAGCAAGAUCUUGCCCAAUCGCGGGACGAGACUAAGGAGACGGUCAUGGACAAGAUCCACAGGGAAAACGUUCGCCAGGGUCGCGACAAGUACAAGACGCUCCGCGAGAUCCGCAAGGGGAACACCAAGCGUCGCGUCGAUCAGUUCGAGAACAUGUAAAUUAUGCCCAAACCUUUUUAAAAUCCCGAUCGUUACACCGUAUACCUACAUACCCUCCUCCCGACUCUUGUCUUUGCGUCACCGAUGUGCGGUAAAUGCAGCAAGUGCAUUGAACGCAUCGGGGACUACCGUGGACCGUACGAUCGGCACGCGCGCACCGCGACGACGAGUCGCUCCUCGAUCGUCGGCGACGCCUUGUUAUUAUUUUUUUUUUAUUUUUAUUUUAAAUUACAAUCCUGCACGAUUACUCUCACGCCACGUCUUCUGCGACCGGGCCUUCGGCAGAAAUGGCGGUCGAUCGAUUCCUAAGGAGCAGCGACGCGUCGAUACAGAGAUUCGCCUCGAUCGUACGAGUCCACGACGUUGACGCCGAAGAGCCGUAGCUUAACGAUCGGUCAAGAGACUCGGGCAACGCAGGAUUAAUCUGUCUUCCGUAUCGUUUAUAAGGUAAUCGUUUAGAUGCCGGGUAUAACACAUCGUAACGAUGUAUCCUGACGAGCGAGGACGCGAUCUCGCGUGCUGUCGCUGCUAUUCUCGUUGGGAUUCUCGUUUCCUCGUCAUGUAGCCGUCCACGGUGCCAGCGCUUCCCUAAGGAAAAGGAAGGAAAAAAAAAAACUAUCCGUCUAAUCAAUAUGUAUGAUAUGUUAUUUUACAACGGUGCGGUACUCGUCCGUCAAGAUCACGUCUCGGGCAGUAUUUUAAAUGCAUUUCCUCGCAAGUUCGCUUGGCCUUCGAUGAUGAUUCGCGAGGUCGUUGGCGAGUUCUUCUCGACCGUUCGUUAAGGCGCGUUUUCUCGACAAGACGUCGGUACAUCUCGUCCGUAUAACGGCCGGGAGCAAAUCGGCGUUUCCGGCUGGAAACGUCCUCGGAUGCUGCGUCUGGCUACGUUAAGUGAUAUAUCGGAUAUCAAAAGGAAUUUAUAUAUAACUUUACAACGAUCCGCGGACUAGUUUGUAACGCUCUAUUUACACGAUUUUUGCGAUGCGUCGAUUAGAGCGAGUUUUAUAUUGAACACACUUGUGGCCUUUGAUCGGUACCCGCAGGGGGAACUAGAGGUACGAUAUGUAACGUUAAGAUAUAUACCGUAGGGACGUCCCUUCGAAAAAUGUUAGUUAUUGAGCUCGCCUGUUAGAAGAGAGGAGCCCCAGGGAGGGGAGGCUGAGAAAGAGAGUAAGAGAGAAUGGGCGCGUAAAUGCACGUGAAAAUGGGAAUGUUAGCUGAAUGACGAUGCGCGGAUGCAAGUGAAUGGGGGACCGCGUAAGAGAGAGAAAGAAAACGACGGGCUUGAAAGAAAUAGGACGGAGAGGGGGAGACGGAGAGGGAAAAAGGAACGGCAGGCCUGGGAUGCCGUGUGUUACUUUUAAGCCAGUUUUUCUUUUUAAGGAGGAAACCUAGGAAGGCGACCACUAACGACACUUAAUCCCCAAAAGCUGCCAAUCUUUGCCGCGCGCGAAUUAAGGGUGUUAACACGGGAUGGGGACAUCAUUUUCAAACAUACGCGCGAUUUCGGAACAAACGUGGGGAGUGAGAGAAAUGAAAAAGAGGAAGAAAGAUUAAACUAGACGGCAAAAACAUGGAAAUCAAUUAAUCGAUUCAUUUUUAUUACCGUUUUCAUUGUGCACUAUUUAUCACCAUGCGGAGAGGGAGAGAGAGAGAAAGAAAGAGAGACGAGGGGAAUAUGAAAUUAGACGGCAAAACAUGGAAAUUAAUUAAUCAAUUAAUUCUUAUUACCGUUUUCAUAAUACACUAUUUAUCACCACGCGUUACAGCCACGGCAACAACAGAAGGAAUUACGAUAGAUAUUUUUUGAUUAUAUUUAAUAUUAAUAUUUACAAAUUAGUAGCGUUAUUAUUAUUAUAUUAUUAAUAUUAAUAUUUACAGUAUAGUAGCGUUAUUAUUAUUAAUUAAUUAAUUAUUAUCAUCAGGAUAAUAUUAAAAAGUGAACUAAAGCAGAGCAUUUUAUAGUCGUCCAUUUCUACUGAUGCUGAACGGCGAUACUUACGUAUACGUGCGACAAUUCGACACGUGGCGGGAUUAGGACUCGCAAAGGUAGAAACCGAACUCGACAAUAGAGAGGUCUUUUGCAAACAUUCCAUAGCCACACGGUGUUCUCGAACUUGAUCCGGGUCCUUUCGACCCCGUGAAAUUCCGAGCUUAAACUCGAUCGAUUAUUCGAUGGAGGAGGCCUACUAUAACUCGAUGCAAUAAAGGAUUAUCUACAUCUCGGUUGAAAUUGCCUAACUAGUGUCCGGUUGAUUUUUCGGUUUCGCACAACUACUGCACCGCGAAACGAUACCUGGGAAACUCUCGUUCCCCGUUUUCUUGGGAGGUGCUCCCGCGUUAAUUGUCAUUGUUGCGAGACAUGCCGUGGGCCUUGUCGAUAUAUCAAUUGCAAGUGUUCGGUCAGGUGUGCGUGUCUGACUCGGUCGUAUGAGAUGUUCGCAUUUAAUCCUGAAUUAGGAAUUGCGCAGGACGUGGGACUUCUCUGUACGAGGAGAAUGUCGAGGUUUUGUUGGGGUGUAUCGCUUGAGAAUUUACACAGAAGGUACAGAGAGGUCCAACGCGUAACAAUGUGGUGAUCACGGAUAAGGACAAUCGGUGCAAAUGGCAUUCAAUAUGUAACGCGGUGCUAGAGCGGUUUUAUGGUUCUUUUGUGGCUAGGUAGAUGAAGACAGAGGAGGGAUUUCUUUUUUAGAGUAUUUCCUUUUAAUCGUAUCCGUCUUUUAAGAACGCAUGUCGGUUCUCGAGCACCUCCGGCGAACUUCUUCACCCCUCCCCUCGAUUGAAAUUCUUCGUUUCGUUACCUUUAAUCGGGCGUUUGAUAACAGGUCUGUAGUAGCAGUAUUAUUAUUGCGUUGGGUAAUUAUCACACGGAGCGAUUCGCACGACCGUAGAGACACGCGGGUACCAUCGAGCCGCGGAGAGACACGUAGAUACUGUAUAUUAAUUCGAAACUGUUGGUGCGAGGACAUAUGAGAAAAGCUACUUAUAUACUUUUGCUGAGAAAACUAGACACUGUUUAAAUAAAAAUUAUAUCUUA